CUGUGAUCAUGGCAUGGGAGCUGCUGCUAUGCGAUUAUUAACAUCCGAGACCAUGGGAGUCGUCCUGCGUCAUGACGAAGGCCCGGAGUAUUGUCUCAAGUGGCAUCAUAUAUCUACGCUCUCUACCUGAAAUGAAAUCAGACAAUUAAUCUGAGCUCAGCAUACAGCAACAUUCCACAGAGACCAUACAUUCUCGGAAAUUGAAGUAAGAUAGAAUUACAAAAAUGGCAGAUCACCAAUGUCCCUCCACCAUCACCAAAACCGCCGUUUCGACCCCGCUUCCAGCAACGACCCCUCCAAAAUCAGUCCAAAUCCCCGUCAACCCGCUCGAAAAUGUAGCUGCACCUAAUAUAUCUUACUACACUCCCCAACAACACAUCCCAGCUGGUACCGCAAUCACACGCAAAGACAACCCCAAACCCCUUCCAAAAGUCUUUACACCUCUCAAACUCCGAGGCUUAACUCUACAGAACAGAGUCAUAGUCUCGCCUAUGUGCCAGUACUCGGCUGAUGAUGGCCAUCUCACCAUGUGGCACAUUACCCAUCUGGGCGGUAUCCUGCAGCGAGGACCGGGACUUACGAUCAUUGAGGCUACGGCCGUGACACCAGAGGGGAGAAUCUCACCUCAAGACUCGGGAUUGUGGAAAGAUAGCCAGAUUGAGCCUUUGAAGAAGAUUGUGGAAUUUGCGCAUAGCCAGGGACAGAAGAUUGCGAUUCAGUUGGCGCAUGCGGGCAGGAAGGCAAGUACGGUUGCGCCGUGGAUUAAUAGGAAGGCUGUUGCUACCGCUGAUGUUGGAGGCUGGCCAGAUAACGUCCUUAGCGCGAGCAAUGAUGCAUUCGAUGCUCCUCACACCGUUGUGCCGAGGGUUAUGACGCUUGAAGACAUCGCCAGCUUCAAGCAAUCCUUUAUCGACUCUGUUAAUCGAGCUUUGAAAGCGGGUGUCGAUGCGAUCGAGAUCCACGCAGCUCAUGGCUACCUUCUUCAUGCUACCCUGUCUGCCGCGACUAACAAGCUCCCAGCGCCUUAUUCAGGCUCCCUGGAGAACCGGAUGCGUCUCCUUCUCGAACUCACAACUCUCGUCCGCGCCGCGAUCCCAGAGUCGAUGCCCCUCCUCGUCCGAAUUCCAGGCUCAGAUUGGAUGCCACCAGAAUCCAACUGUUGGGAGAUCAACCAAGCCAUCGCAUUGUCUCUGGAACUAACUAAGCUUGGUGUCGACUUCUUAGAUGUAUCAUCUGCUGCAUUGAUGGUUGAGCAGAAAGUCGUCUCUGGUCCUGGAUACCAAGUGCCGUUUGCGGAUGCCAUCAGGAAAGCGCUGGUUGAGGCAGGAAGAGGAGAAGCGACGAAGGUUGGGACUGUAGGGAUGAUUACCAGUGGUGUUCAGGCUGAGGAGAUUUUGCAAGACGGCAAAGCCGAUGCGGUGCUUGUGGCGAGAGGAUUUCAGAAGAGUCCGGGUUUGGUGUGGGAUUGGGCUGCUGAGCUGGGUGUUGAGGUCAGGGUGGCGAACCAGAUUGGGUGGGGAGUUGGACAGAGACCAACUGGUGGUGUGAAGGGUGGAGAUGCGCCUGGGGCUGUAAAAGACAAGAGUUAGAUUAUGGUUCCGUUAAUUGAAAAUCAGAAAG
This is a messenger RNA of Mollisia scopiformis, 1620 nucleotides long. Its product is annotated as putative NADPH dehydrogenase C23G7.10c. The coding region runs from base 225 to 1589 and encodes 454 amino acids. Gene Ontology annotation, molecular function: NADP binding; FMN binding; NADPH dehydrogenase activity. Gene Ontology annotation, cellular component: intracellular anatomical structure. Lineage: Eukaryota; Fungi; Ascomycota; Leotiomycetes; Helotiales; Mollisiaceae. The record is from RefSeq and is a predicted model, not a curated record. The transcript has 4 exons.